AUGAUUCUUUCAGCGGAUUUUCUGUCUGUGCUAGAGGGUAUUGGGGUUGUGAAUUCUAGCGCGCAUACUGCUGUGGGGGAUAAUGAUAGUGCGUUCAGGCACUGCCUGCGCUGUCACCAACCGUAUAUGGAACGUGAUAACGGACCCCGUUCCUGCGCUAUUCCCCACACUGCAACGUAUAAUUCAUACUGGAAUGGAAGUAGUCCUACCGCAGUCGUUAGCUGUGGGGCUGCUCUAACCAUGAACGCCACACUGGCAUCAGUCCAUUUCACGGGACAUCGUACGAUGUCCCUGGAGAACGUGGAAUAUAACCCAAUCAGUGCCAAUACGUGCUGA
Molecule: messenger RNA, 336 nt
Organism: Suillus discolor
Lineage: Eukaryota; Fungi; Basidiomycota; Agaricomycetes; Boletales; Suillaceae
Exons: 1
Coding region: 1-336 (111 amino acids)
Source: RefSeq, a predicted model, not a curated record